Suillus clintonianus is the source of this 851-nucleotide messenger RNA. RefSeq names its product vacuolar protein sorting-associated. NCBI's taxonomy places the organism in Eukaryota, Fungi, Basidiomycota, Agaricomycetes, Boletales, Suillaceae. The record is from RefSeq and is a predicted model, not a curated record. Gene Ontology annotation, biological process: protein transport to vacuole involved in ubiquitin-dependent protein catabolic process via the multivesicular body sorting pathway. Gene Ontology annotation, molecular function: protein-containing complex binding. Bases 19 to 660 code for a protein of 213 amino acids. Gene Ontology annotation, cellular component: ESCRT I complex. The transcript is spliced from 5 exons.
GAGAAAGAUCUCUCGAAGAUGGCAACCCUUUCGCUGGACGAAGAAGUUCGACUAUUCACGAACAAUGCCGAGCGAGAGAAGUACAAUCUACUUGGUACAUUGUACGGGAUCAUCGUCGCCCUUGACUACCUCGAGCGCGCCUACGUUCGUGAUGCAAUUACCGCAGCACAAUACUCCCCUGCAUGCACGCGUCUUCUUUCGCAAUACAUGACCAUGCUCAAGCUUGUCAAGGACUCCGUUCCUUCCAUCGAGGAGUUCAUGACGCGAUAUCGGAUGGACAAUCCUGCGGCAUUACAUCGCAUACGAGUUGGCGUACCUGCUACUGUUGAGCACUCCAGUGAGGCAGGACCUGAGACUGGAAAGUGGAUCGCAGAGACGACACAGAACUUUAUCACAUUCAUGGACGCGUUGAAGCUUAGGCUGCGCGCUAAGGAUCAACUUCACCCGAUCUUGCAAGAACUUGUCACAGGGUAUGCUAGGUUCAAGGGGAGCAAGGAUUGGGAGGGACGAAGCAAAAUGGUCAGCUGGCUCAUUACUUUGAACAGCAUGAAAGCAUCCGAAGAAAUCACAGAAGAACAGUCGCGGCAGCUUUCAUUUGACAUCGAACAUGCAUAUGCCGAAUUCUUCAGAAGUUUGAGCAGUGGUAAGGAGAGAUCGUAACGAAGUUGGUUAUACGGCCCUCGAUUAUUUCAUAUUCGGGCGGUCCCGCUUUGUUUUACUAAUAUGGGAAAUCAAUGAUGUGCAAUUGGGGAAUCUUGUAGGACCCAAGCAUACUGCGUGCCCUUUCGUGGGCAGCCUCACUUGAUACACGAGGCUCCGUGAUUAAUGCAGCAAGCGCUGUCCACUAGGAC